Molecule: messenger RNA, 1610 nt
Organism: Dromiciops gliroides (monito del monte)
Lineage: Eukaryota; Metazoa; Chordata; Mammalia; Microbiotheria; Microbiotheriidae
Gene: ICMT
Product: isoprenylcysteine carboxyl methyltransferase
Exons: 5
Coding region: 157-1002 (281 amino acids)
Biological process (GO): C-terminal protein methylation
Cellular component (GO): endoplasmic reticulum; membrane
Molecular function (GO): protein C-terminal S-isoprenylcysteine carboxyl O-methyltransferase activity
Source: RefSeq, a predicted model, not a curated record
CCGGGCACGCUCUCGUCAGAGCGCGGCUUCGGGCGGAGCAGUGCGCAGGCGCGGCCGGUGGGCCGGCGGGAUUCCCGGGGCUACAGCGGCGGCCACGGCCGCCGCCCGAAGCCGCAGUCCCUCGCUCGCUCCGCUGCUCGCUCCCCCGUGGGCGCCAUGGCGCCGGCCGCGCUGGGCUCCGAGGCGCGCCUCAGCCUGGCCGCCUUCCUGCUGGGCGCCUCGGUGGUGGGGCUGCCGCUGCUCACGCGCUCCGGCCUGCAGGCCCGCACGGUGCUGGCGCUGUACGUGGCGGCGCUCAACGCGCUGCUGCUGCUGCUCUACCGCCCGCCGCCGCGCUACCAGAUAGCCAUCCGGGCCUGUUUUCUUGGCUUUGUCUUCGGAUGUGGCUUGCUGCUCAGCUUUAGCCAGUCUUCCUGGAAUCACUUUGGAUGGUACAUGUGCUCCUUGUCACUAUUCCAUUACUCUGAGUAUUUAGUGACAGCAGUCAAUAAUCCCAAAAGUCUCUCCCUGGACUCUUUUCUUCUGAACCAUAGUUUGGAGUAUACAGUAGCUGCUGUCUCUUCUUGGAUAGAGUUCACAGUUGAAAAUUACUUUUGGCCAGAGAUGAAGCAGAUCAUGUGGCUCAGUGUCACAGGGCUGCUUAUGGUGGUCUUUGGGGAGUGUCUUCGGAAAGCUGCCAUGUUUACUGCUGGUUCCAACUUCAACCAUGUUGUUCAGAAUGAGAAAUCAGAGACACACACUCUGGUGACAAGUGGUGUGUAUGCUUGGUUCAGACACCCCUCUUAUGUCGGAUGGUUUUACUGGAGUAUUGGAACCCAGGUGAUGCUCUGUAACCCAAUAUGCGGUGUUGCAUAUGCUUUGACCGUUUGGAGAUUUUUCCGAGAUCGAACAGAAGAGGAGGAAAUCUCGUUAAUCCACUUUUUUGGAGAGGAAUACCUAGAAUAUAAAAAGAAGGUGCCCACAGGUCUACCUUUUAUUAAAGGAGUGAAGGUAGAACUCUAACCUGAGGCGUGGCAUGAAGAGGGAUGGUGUCUCUGGAGGAGGUGACUCCCACUCCAGCCGGCAGCAGGGAAGGAGCCAUGUGAGCUUCUCCAUUAAGGAGCGAAGGACUCUAGUAGUCGUUUUGUAUCUUACCAGUUAUGCUUCGGAGAAGCAUGAUGGGCUGGGCAAUCAGAAGGCCUUGAAAUGGAUCCAAGAAGGUUCAGAGAUGCAUCUUCAUCCCUGGCAGUGACAGGUAGGACCAGGAGGGAAUGACUCUGUCUCCUCUGGUGGUGUUGCUCAGAGUGGAACUUGGUGACAAGCUGCCUAGUGUCUCCUUGGCCCACCACAGGGGAGUUGGCUGUGGAGACACCAUAGAGAAGAAUGUGCAACGUCGAUGGAUUCACUGCUUCCCGAUAUUUAAAGCUAUAAAAAGGCAAAAAGGUGUGGGUGUGGGUGAGUGUGUGUUGGGGUGGGGUGGGGGAUAUAAGUGCUUCUUAUUUGCAUUAGAAACUCAAUUGUAAAACUUGAUUUAACAGGCAAUCCCAGACCUCACUGCUCUAACCUCUUUGUUUCUCUCCUUUUCAAGUGCAUGAACAUCGGUACCAUGUUGAAAAUAUUUGCUUAUAAGA